Molecule: messenger RNA, 1362 nt
Organism: Penicillium canariense
Lineage: Eukaryota; Fungi; Ascomycota; Eurotiomycetes; Eurotiales; Aspergillaceae
Product: Zn(II)2Cys6 transcription factor
Exons: 3
Coding region: 1-1362 (453 amino acids)
Biological process (GO): regulation of transcription by RNA polymerase II
Molecular function (GO): DNA-binding transcription activator activity, RNA polymerase II-specific; zinc ion binding
Source: RefSeq, a predicted model, not a curated record
AUGGGACCUCGUAGGUCACAUCGCAAGUCGCGCAACGGUUGUCCGGAAUGCAAGUUGCGCCGGUUGAAGUGCGACGAGCGCUAUCCAUGCUCGAAUUGUGUUAAACACGCCAUUCAAUGCAGCUAUGUCGCGCCUGUUGAUCGCACGGAGUCGCCUGCCUCGAGCGCGUCCCCAGCCACACAAUCGCAGCCUCAGUCGCAGCUACAGGCCCAGGCCCAGGUCAACCCGCCGGUCUAUUCACAUUCCCAACUUGGCAGCUAUGCACCAACUCCUAAUAGCAGCUACCCUGGGAUCCUUGCUAAUUCAGAGAUUGAGUUUGAGUCCGACGGAACAUUAGAUUUUGUGGGUAUUCUGCCCAGUUCACCGCAGGAUGCCUUGGGCUUGAAAGAAGAUUGGGGCCUGGACUUGGAGUUGAUGCACCAUUAUUGCACAGUGACGUGCAACACCCUGACGAUACGCGAGGACGUACGACAUGUCUGGCGCGCCAUCAUGCCUACAGAAGGCUAUUCUAAUAAAUAUGUCAUGCAUGGUAUCCUCGCCAUCGCCGCGGUCCACCGUGCAUAUCUCUACUCAGCCUCAGCCCAGAAGGAAAAAUACAUCAAGGCAUCUGCGUAUCAUCUCGCGACAGGGCUGAAAGAGUUUCGGGAAAUAAUUGCAUCGCCUGUGGACCCCGAAAACUGGCAACCGGUCUUCUGUUUCGCUUCCAUGAUCUCGGUAUAUCUUUGCACUGUGCCGAUCCGACUGGGGGUGCCUCAGUGGCCGAACCCGAUUACAAAUGUGAUCGACCUGUUUGCCAGUAUCAAGGGUAUGCAGGCAAUUAUGAAUCCUUUCUUGCCAUCGCUGAGGAGGACGCAGCUUGCGCCCCUUGCAAAUUCUAUUUCGCUGGAAAGUGAAAUGCGCGUUCAUAGUCCUUCUCUUGCUGCGCAAUCACUUUUGCCAGCCGAUAUCUGGACCCAGAUCGCCCGUCUUCAGCAGUUCAUCGACGACUACCCAUUUUCCCCGCCCUCCACGGCAGGCAACUCACCCGAGAAAUACUCCGAGCAUCGAAAGGAUUACGAAUCGGCUCUCAAAUUCUAUAAGAACUCCACUCGGCAGUUGGAACUCGCUGGGCCAAAUGUGGAAGUCGGCAUGGUUUUCUCCUGGGCCUACCCGCUUUCGAAGCAGUUCCAUGAGGACUUGCGCGCGAACCACCCUGCGGCGCUGGUCGUUCUUGCACAUUUCUGUGUGCUGCUGCAGGCCGUCGACCACUUCUGGUAUCUGCAUGGUAUGGCCCGCCAGGUUCUGGAGGACAUUGAGAGGCAGAUGCAGCCCGGGUUCCGAGAUUGGUUGGUUUGGCCAAGACGGUGGGUAUUGGGAAGAUGA